AGAGUCCAGUCAACAACAAGGCUCGUUCGGAUCACUCUGAAGGAGGGCGUCAGUAAAGAGAGCGUCCCUCAUCAACUGCGCUUCUUCGGCGGCUCUGCACUCGUCCUAAUGCCCGGACGAGCCCCGCUCUGCCUCCGGUGUAAGAAGACCGGCCACAUCCGAAAGGACUGCCGCGUCCCCCGUUGUGACGAUUGCCACCGUUACGGCCACACAAGAGAAACCUGCGUCAAAUCUUACGCAGUGGCAACGGCCGGACCACUUCCGGACGAGAACACCGACCUUAUUAUGGACGAGGCAGAAGCCGAGCUAGCUGCCAGUGCGAACGCCUCCGUAAGGACGCUUCCUGCGGCCCCGAGGAUUGCCGAAACGCCGACGUCUGGAACCAGGGAACCUUCUCCACAGGUCGAGCUCCCCUCGGACGCUCCCUCUGGGGAAUCACAGCGAGGCGGCAUGGAGGCGCCUGUUACAACGCCUGGGGAAGAGUCGCAACUUACAGCCAAGGUACCAGAACCAGAUGGUGGGUUCUCGGACAGCGAAAUGCGGGACGAAGCCAUGGUAGCGGGAGCCGCUACAUCAACCAAGCGACCGCAUAAGCAAGACCGAAGCGCUAGGGCAGAGGACGGUAUGCCGACCCAACAGCGUUCGAAACUGGUCACGCCGGGUCGCGGACGGCGCAAGCCGCUCACGCUCCAUGCGGCUCUGGACAACCGCCUCGAGACGGACUCUUAG
This is a messenger RNA of Ixodes scapularis (black-legged tick), 729 nucleotides long. RefSeq lists its product as uncharacterized. The transcript has a single exon. Gene Ontology annotation, molecular function: nucleic acid binding; zinc ion binding. NCBI's taxonomy places the organism in Eukaryota, Metazoa, Arthropoda, Arachnida, Ixodida, Ixodidae. The annotation marks the transcript as partial. The record is from RefSeq and is a predicted model, not a curated record.